Messenger RNA from Emiliania huxleyi CCMP1516, 540 nucleotides. RefSeq names its product Oligoribonuclease. The transcript has a single exon. The annotation marks the transcript as partial. The record is from RefSeq and is a predicted model, not a curated record. Gene Ontology annotation, molecular function: nucleic acid binding; 3'-5'-RNA exonuclease activity. Lineage: Eukaryota; Haptophyta; Isochrysidales; Noelaerhabdaceae. Gene Ontology annotation, cellular component: mitochondrion.
CCACUCUUCUGGCUGGAUUUGGAGAUGACGGGUCUCGACAGCCGGCGUGACGUCAUCCUUGAGGCAGCGAUGCUUGCCAGCGACAGCCAGCUUCGUCGGACCGUGGAUGGGCCUGAGAUUGUCAUCCACCACGCGGACCCGGUCCUCGCCGGCAUGAAUGAGUGGAGCCGCCAGCAGCACGACCGAUCUGGGCUGACUGAGCGAUCCCGACUGAGCACCACGAGCCUCGCUGCGGCCGAGGCGGCGCUGCUCGCUUUUGUGGAGACGCACUGCCCUGGCGACGCAAAGGCUGUGCUUGCGGGCGCGUGCGUCUACAAAGACCUCGAGUUUGUGGAGGUGCACAUGCCGCGGCUACGCGCGCGGCUGUCGCAUCGCGUGGUGGAUGUGUCCACCGUGAGGCACCUCGCCCACGCGUGGUACCCUGGUGCGGCUCGCAAGGCCCGCGCCGCCCUCUCCGCGCACGCGUACACGCACCGCGCCCUCGACGACGUUCGCCACAGCAUCGCAGAGCUGCGAUACUGGCGAGAGCACUGCUUCAGA